AUGAGGGAUGAGCUGGCGCCUUGCCCCGUGGGCACUACAGCUUGGCCGGCCCUGAUCCAGCUCAUCAGCAAGACACCCUGCAUGCCCCAAGCAGCCAGCAACACCUCCUUGGGCCUGGGGGACCUCAGGGUGCCCAGCUCCAUGCUGUAUUGGCUUUUCCUUCCCUCGAGCCUGCUGGCUGCAGCCAUACUGGCUGUGAGCCCCCUGCUGAUGACCAUCCUGCGGAACCAACGGCUGUGACAGGAGCCCCACUACCUGCUCCUGGCCAACAUCCUGCUCUCGGACCUGGCCUACAUUCUCCUCCACAUGCUUAUCUCCUCCAGCAGCCUGGGUAGCUGGGAGCUGGGCCGCAUGGCCUGUGGCAUUCUCACUGAUGCUGUCUUCGCCGCCUGCACCAGCACCAUCCUGUCCUUCACAGCUGCUGUGCUGCACACCUACCUGGCAGUUAUCCAUUCUCUGCGCUACCUCUCCUUCAUGUCCCAUGGGGCUGCCUGGAAGGCAGUGGCCCUCAUCUGGCUGGUGGCCUUCUGCUUCCCCACAUUCCUUCUUUGGCUCAGCAAGUGGCAGGAUGCCCAGCUGGAGGAGCAAGGAGCUUCAUGCAUCCUACCACUGAGCAGGGGCACCCAGCAGGGAUGCGGCCUCCUGGUCAUUGUUACCUACACCUCCAUUCUGUGCGUUCUGUUCCUCUGCACAGCUCUCAUUGCCUACUGCUUCUGGAAGAUCUAUGCAGAGGCCAAGACUUCAGGCAUCUGGGGGCAGGGCUAUUCCCAGGCCAGGGGCACCCUGCUGAUCCACUCAGUGCUGAUCACAUUGUAUGUGAGCACAGGGGUGGUGUUCUCCCUGGACAUGGUGCUAACCGGGUACCACCACAUUGACUCUGGGACUCACAAAUGGCUCCUGGCAGCUAACAGUGAGGUACUCAUGAUGCUUCCCCAUGCCAUGCUCCCAUACCUGUACCUGCUUCGCUACUGGCAGCUGUUGGGCACGGUCCGGGGCCACUUCCCAUCCAGGAGGCACCAGGCCCUCUUUACCGUUUCCUAG
Messenger RNA from Piliocolobus tephrosceles (Ugandan red Colobus), 1041 nucleotides. RefSeq names its product G protein-coupled receptor 148 (gene GPR148). Gene Ontology annotation, cellular component: membrane. Gene Ontology annotation, biological process: detection of chemical stimulus involved in sensory perception of smell; G protein-coupled receptor signaling pathway. Gene Ontology annotation, molecular function: olfactory receptor activity; odorant binding; G protein-coupled receptor activity. Lineage: Eukaryota; Metazoa; Chordata; Mammalia; Primates; Cercopithecidae. The record is from RefSeq and is a predicted model, not a curated record.